Sodiomyces alkalinus F11 is the source of this 2256-nucleotide messenger RNA. RefSeq names its product exocyst complex component Sec6. Gene Ontology annotation, cellular component: exocyst. Gene Ontology annotation, biological process: exocyst localization; exocytosis. Gene Ontology annotation, molecular function: SNARE binding. The transcript has a single exon. The record is from RefSeq and is a predicted model, not a curated record. NCBI's taxonomy places the organism in Eukaryota, Fungi, Ascomycota, Sordariomycetes, Glomerellales, Plectosphaerellaceae. The coding region runs from base 1 to 2256 and encodes 751 amino acids.
AUGGACGCAGCAGUGCCCAAGCUCUCCGAGCUCCUCCGACAUCCCGAUGACCUCGACAAGAUCGCCGGCCUGAAGCAAGAGUUCAGUCGGAAGAAGAAUGCCGUCGACCUGCAGCUUCGCAGUGGUCUGCGCGAUCAGCUCGAAACCACACAAUCCGGCAUGAAUGGCUUGACCGACGGCCAAAAAACAGUGCAGCUGAUCAAGGAAGAGAUGAUGAAGAUCGACCGCCUCUGCUCCGAGUCCCAGAACAUGAUCAAAGACUUCGCCAGCAUCAACUUCGUUUCCCAAGCCCACCGCAACUUCGGCGCCGUCCAGACCAUGCGCAGGAAUCUCGAGACCUUCAACGAGCGCCUCUCCGUAGUCGAGGACAUGCUCCGGCAGGACGAGGUCGACAAGGAGAACAUGCCGAACCUGCUGCCCAUCCACUACGAGCUCACCCAACUGCGAAACAUCCGCGACGACGCCAUGGAACAGAUCCGGCGGGCAGAGGACCCCAGUCUCCAGUCCACCCUGGAGGACUACUUCCAGAGGCUCGACGACAUGAUCGACUGGUUCGACAGCCACAUUGGUCUUCUGGCCCUGAACCUCAUCAACCUAGUGGUCAACGACAACAACGGGCUCGUCGUGCGCUUUGCCGUCAUCAUCGAAUCCGAGGAGAAGAGCGAUCAGAGGGUACUCGCUUUACAAGACGCCUUGAAAGACCACAAGGAGAUGGCCACCCGGUUUCAAAGCAUCACGGACGGCGCCAAGACGGUCAGAGGGUACAAAGAAAAGUUUCUCCAGGCCAUCAAGCUCAACGCCGAGGCGCAGUUUUCCGAGGCCAGGGCCGAGUUCCUCGAGGAUCCGACCCAGCUGUCUCAGGCACUGCAGUGGUAUUUCAACGACCUUAACGCGGUCAAAAUAGGCAUGGCCCCGUUGGUGCCCAAGAAAUGGCACAUCCUCAAGACCUACGGCCGCGUCUACCACGGCCUCAUGCGCGACUUCCUUGUCGGCAUCGUCGACGAUCCCGAGGCCAGCCCCGGCCACACGCUCGAGAUUAUCGGCUACACCGACAAGUACUACAAGAGGAUGGCCAAGCUCGGCUUCCGGCAGGACGAGCUUACCCCCCACGUCAUCGACUCGCGCGAGGCCGAGCUCGUCCGGGAGUUCCGGCAACUCAUCAUCAAAUUCCUCGACGAGUGGAUCGACCGCAUCUUCACCCAGGAGAAGAAGGAUUUCGCCGAACGGAACGUCGAAGGGUCCAACCUGGACCAGGACGAGUACGGCUACUUCCGCACCAGGAACCUGGUCGACAUGUGGCGGAUGUUGCGGGAACAGGUCGACGCCGCGGCCAACUCGAAGCGCGCCGACGUCGUCGAGGGCGUCAUCGAUGCCAUGUUCCUCCGCCUGCGGUCGCGGCAGCAGUCCUGGCAGGAGAUGCUCGAGGAAGAGGCCGUCAAGUACGAGACGGGCAAGGCGCCGGACCUGGACGGGUUCCAGGCCCUGCAGGACUGGCUCGUCGGCACGGCCAACGACCAGAUCGCUUGCAUCGACGACAGCGAAGAGGAGAACAGGCUCGGGUAUCUGUCCGACUUCCGGCAAAAGUUCGAGCCUCUGGUGUCGCCGGCGUACAUGGAGCGUGCCGACGGCGAGAUCUUCAUGCUGCGAGACGGCUACGUUGACUUUAGCACGUGGUGCAUCACGACAUUCGUCCGGCUCAUUUUCGCCGUCGACUUCAAGGCGGUCAUGCCCGAUUUCUUCACCCCCAAGUGGUACACCAGCACGGCCAUGAAGCAGAUGACCGUGACCUUUGAGGAGUACGUCGGCGACUACCGGCAGGUCCUCCACCAUUCGCUCGUCGAUAUCUUCACCGAGAUCUUCGCCGACGAGCUGCUCGUCCGCUACCUGACGUCCGUGCGGAACAAGGGCGCCAAAUUCAAGCGGGCGGACCCGUUCCAGGACAAGAUCUUCAACGACAUCAAGACCGCCUUCGACUACUUCAGCAGCUUGCCCAACCCGGACAUCGGCAACUCGGUGAAACAGACGUGGAGGGCCACCGAGUAUUUCCUCCAACUGCUCACCGUGGAGAAAGAUGCAGUCCCCGAUGCGUUUGAAAGAUUUAAGACGGCUUAUUGGGACUUGCAAAUCACCUGGGUCGAGGCCGUCCUUAGGUCUCGGGACGACUUUGAGAGAGCCAUGCUCAAUGCCGUCAAGGCGAGGGCAGCCCAGCUUGACGUGCCUCGCACGGGAGAGACGAUCAUGGGCAAAGUCAAAUAA